Molecule: messenger RNA, 3088 nt
Organism: Limanda limanda (common dab)
Lineage: Eukaryota; Metazoa; Chordata; Actinopteri; Pleuronectiformes; Pleuronectidae
Gene: dnajb6a
Product: DnaJ heat shock protein family (Hsp40) member B6a
Exons: 8
Coding region: 197-1018 (273 amino acids)
Biological process (GO): positive regulation of proteasomal ubiquitin-dependent protein catabolic process; protein refolding
Cellular component (GO): cytosol; endoplasmic reticulum membrane
Molecular function (GO): ATPase activator activity; Hsp70 protein binding
Source: RefSeq, a predicted model, not a curated record
GAGAGGAAAGAAGAAUUGAGAAACAACGCAUCGUCUGAUCCAUAGAUGUGAUUUGAGGACUAUUCACUGCCCACCAUGAAUAAACCUGUUUAGCUCGUGUCUUACCAGAUGUAACACCCCGUGUCUCUUUCCUAUAUUUCUGCUGAGGUCACAGACAACUACACUCUAAUUGGGUUUCUCCUUUCAUCCCCUCAUCAUGGUGGAAUACUACCAGGUGUUAGGAGUACGGAGGGAAGCGUCUGCGGAUGACAUAAAGAAAGCGUACAGGAAGUUGGCCCUGAGAUGGCACCCUGAUAAAAACCCAGAGAACAAGGAGGACGCUGAAAAGAAGUUCAAGGAGCUGUCAGAGGCUUACGAAGUCUUGUCAGAUGUAAACAAGAGGAGCAUAUAUGAUCAAUAUGGCAAAGAGGGACUGACGGGGAAUAAUGGAGGAAGAGGGGGUCACUUCCACAAUGGAGAUCAUUUCCAUGAUCAAUUCACAUUCCGCAACCCAGAAGAUGUCUUCAGGGAAUUCUUCGGUGGCAGGGACCCAUUUGCCAACUUUUUUGGUGCAGAUCCUUUCAGUGAGGAUCCUUUUUUUGGCAGCAGCCGGCAGCACCAAAGUCGGGCAAAUCGCCAUAGGACAGGUGGCUCAUUUUUUGGAGGCUUUGUUGGUUUUCCACCCUUUGGUGCUGGCUUUUCACAUUUUGACCCGGGCUUUGGUUCUUUUGGCACCAUGGGCACCAUGGGCACCAUGGGUCAUAUGGGUCACAUGGGUCACAUGUCACCAAUGGGCAGUCUGGGAGGUGGAGGCUUCACCUCUUUUUCCUCCACAUCCUUUGGGGGAGGAGGAGGUGGAGGAGGGAUGGGCAACUUCCGCUCUGUGUCCACUUCCUCCAAGAUCAUCAAUGGCAGGAAGAUCACUACUAAAAGAAUUGUGGAGAAUGGUCAGGAGCGGGUGGAGGUGGAGGAGGACGGGCACUUGCGGUCAUUAACCAUUAAUGGUAUGGAGCAGCCACUGCGACUGGAACACAAGUAAAGACCCUAACAUCCUCUGCUGCAGAAGUGUUACCUCAGCACAAACUUACCAAUAAACUUGAGCUUCAACUGGAGGAAAAAAAGCAACAAAACAAUGUAAUGAUAGUGCUCUACUAUUGUUUGGAUGUACAUAUUUAGGUUGUGUUUAUUUCCCCUCAUGUCCUCUCCCUGCUGACUCUCCUUUGUUAAUAACAAUUCAGAUCAGAGGAUUUGGAUGCAGACCUUUCUAUGCAUUUUGUUAAUGCAUUUAUGAAUUGGAGCUGUCAUUAUAUUUUAGCUCAGGGUGGUGUUAUUGUUUUAGUGUUUGGGACCACAGUAUUGUUCUGUUGUACUGUAUAGCUGCUUUCAGACAUGCACUGAGCUCCCGAAAACAUCCGGACAUUCUUCGGAGGGGCUGUAUUUGAGAAUGCAAAUGACAGAAUGAGGCGAGAAGUUUCUCAGGCCAGUCCCCUUGUAAAAACUCAGCAGAAUGUCCAAAGGAGCUGAUGUGAGAACACAGCAGGAGACCCCCCGCCUCAUUCACUACAAGUAAGUGGGUGUGUUGAUCACGCGACAGAAGCAGAAAUAAGAAAGAAAAACCUGUGGAUGAAAAAGUGGUGCCAUACAAUAGGACGUCACCAUCUAAGAUGUCAAGAUAAUUUUUGGUGAUGAGGGCUGGUGUUGAUGUGCUGUAAAUAAAUACACAAGAUCUCUGGAGCGGAAUGAGUCUGUUACAUCCUGCCUCUGCCUGCUGCACACCCCUCACCUGAACACUCGGGAGAUUUGUGUGUUGUUGUGAACACGUCUGAGCCAAGAAUCUUAGCUGCGUUGUUUAUGUGUGAAAUGCAACCUCCGAAGAAAGUCCAGACCCAAUUCUACAGACAUCCUCCAGAGUUCAUGUCUGAAAAUGGCUUAUAUGACCAGCCCCUUCCCCCUUCCAGUACUUUGUGUAUGCACUCCAUUGGCGUCUGUCUGUCUGCCAACAGCACACAUGCUGUGUUCAGAAACACAACUUUGUUUUUUCAUCUUAAUGUAUAAAAAAAGUUGAAUUUGGUUUUCCACAGUGGAUCAAGUAAAUAAUUGAAGCAUCUCUCCUGUCUGUGUUUACUGCUUGUCUAACCCUUUUCUUAGUAAUAAUUAUUUUUUAUUAAAAAAUACAAUGCUGGUAGGAUGAGUUAUGCAAUUUUAUAUGUUAUAAUUCCAUUGUGGUUUUUUGUUUAUUUAAUUAUGCAUGUACACCUGUUGAUGUUGAGUCUUAAUGUUAAAGCUGCAUUAUGAUGCACAAAUAAUGGAAAGCAGUCUAUAAAUGAUAUAUGAAUACAGAAGGAAUUUUGUGUACUUUGUAAACCAAUGAAUCUGAGUUUCAGCCUGUUUUCAGGACACUGACAUCAUAGCUGCUCGCUGCUCUGUUAGAUACUUAGUAAGUGAAUUCACCAACAAUCUAUAGUCUGACCUUCAACUUGCAUUGGUUUAUAACCAAAUUGUCAGUGCUCACAGUUCAAUUUCACUUCACUUUCUGAAAUUAACAUGAUUGUUCAUGAUUUUACACAAAACAAAUCAAUAAAACAAUUGUGACUGAAUUAAAGUCACUGAGCUGCAGUGCUAACAGGUAAACAGCUAUUUUGAAUCACAUCAUCUGUGUAACAUGACCUCAUCUGAGACCCCAGAGUUAGGAACACGAGAGAUGAAUGUGUGCAACACUUUAGCUUGCAUUCAAGUACACCAUGUGUUUUGAAAUUAAAUAUGUUCAACAUGGUAACAUCUGUUACUCAACUCUCACAACUCAACUUGGGUUUCGUUGCGUCAUGAAAGUUUACUUUGCAUAAAUACUCAAAGCUGUCGCACACUUCAAAAAACAACGAUGGCCUGAUGUACAGAUGGUGCUCAAAAAGAUUACUGAACUUUAAAAAAUGUAAUAAUUUAGCAUAAAACAAAACACUUAAACCCUGGCAUUGAAUUACCUUAUGAAUUGUAAUGUGUUUUUUUGUCUUUUAUUGAUCAUGAGGACUUUCUACCAUGUUUGAUUUCCACAUUUUUUGUAUAUGUAUAGAAUAUUUCUCUGUGACAAAAAAAAUAAAGUUAUUUAAAAAGG